AAAUUCCCCCACCCCAUCGGCGGUGCAGCCCUUCCUAUCACUUUUCAUCCAUCUAAACUUCCCACUCUGGUGGUAGGAUCCAAUCGUCUAGCUUCGACUCGUGUGUAUAACCUUUUGGAAGCGGAUGCUAUUGUUUUGGUCGUUUCUCCUCAAGAACUGUCCCGAGCACACGAUGAAAUCAUACAUCGUUCUGAAACACGACAAAUACAGUAUCAACAACUCAAUUUUGAAGAUAUGAAAUCAUGGAUUGACUUUUUAUCUUUUAAUCGUAUUGGCCUGGUAUGUGUGACAGAUACUUUGAUCGGAUCGUCUCAACGAUCACAAACCUCCGCUGAAAUCAUAUUCAAAGCUUGUACCUCUUUACAUAUCCCCAUCAACAUCUCUGACAAUCCAUCAUUAUCCACUUACACAUUCCCCUCCGUUCACCGAUAUCCAGGCGUUGAUGGCAAACCCAGUAAUCUUCAAAUCUCAGUAUCAACCAACGGUCGGGGAUGUCGUUUAUCGGGUCGUAUCAAAAGAGAAAUCAUUUCAAAACUUCCUUCCGCAGUCGGAGCAGCCGUUGAUAAUGUGGGGCGGUUACGAGAACGAGCAAAGUCAUCUUCACAUACUCGAACACAAAAGAUUUCCGAAGACGAUAUUCAUACACCUUUAAAUGAUCCCGUUCCUCAACUCAAUACGAAAUCUCUUCUCAACCUCGCUUCAAGACAGUUAGCGACAUCAAUCACGGAAACCAAAGAAGAAGAUACCCAACUGCGACGAAUGCGUUGGGUUCAUCAAAUGUCAGAAUACUAUUCCUUCGAAUCAUUAGCUCGUAUGACUGAAGAAGAGAUGGAUCAUGCUUUAGAAACAUGGUCUGGAACACCUCGAUCCAGUGCUUUACCACAUCAUGAAUCCCCCUCUCAUUCAUCUAUCCAUCCCUAUGUCCAAUCAUCAAAGAAAGGUCAGAUCUACCUAGUCGGUUCUGGACCUGGUCAUCCUUCUCUUCUCACGGUGGCAGCACAUAAAAUACUUCGUAAUGCCACAAUGGUAUUAUCAGACAAAUUGGUUCCUUCUGAAAUACUCGCUCUCAUCCCAUCACAUACAACACUCCACAUAGCUAAGAAAUUCCCAGGAAACGCCGAAGGAGCUCAAAACGAAAUGAUGCAACUAGCCCUUUCCGCUGCUCAGAAAGGCGAAAUUGUAGUCCGAUUAAAACAAGGCGAUCCAUUCGUUUAUGGUAGAGGGGGAGAAGAAGUUCUUUUCCUUCGAGAACAUGGUUUCGAAAGUAUCGUCAUACCUGGUUUAUCAUCAGCUUUGGCAGGACCAUUAAUGAUGGGUAUCCCUGUCACACAAAGAGGUGUUUCUGAAAGUUUUAUAAUGUGUACAGGAGUUGGAAGACAAGGGAAAAGUGUUAAACUUCCUGGUUAUGUCAGAUCAAGAACUUUAGCAAUACUUAUGGGUGUGGCUAGAAUACGUUCUAUAAUUGAAGUUUUGACCUCGGCAGAAGAAGGUAGAGAUGGGAAAGUUUAUCCGAGAUAUUUACCAAUUGCGGUUAUUGAAAGAGCUUCAAGUAAAGAUCAAAGAGUCGUUUUAUCAACUUUGGAAAAUGUGGAAGAAGCUUUGAAAAGUUUAGAGGAAAGACCACCUGGUAUGAUGUUAGUUGGUUGGGCUGUAAUGUGUUUGGAAGGGAAAGGUAGAGUUGAUAUUUUAGAUUCGAAUGAAGAAGAUGAAGAAUCGAUAGUGAAUGAUUGGUUAAGAGGUCAAAGGUGGAAAGUUAAUGAAGGACUUGAUAAAGUUUGGGAGGAAAUGUCAGGUGAAUGA
Messenger RNA from Tremella mesenterica DSM 1558, 1800 nucleotides. RefSeq lists its product as uncharacterized. The record is from RefSeq and is a predicted model, not a curated record. Gene Ontology annotation, biological process: siroheme biosynthetic process; sulfate assimilation. Gene Ontology annotation, molecular function: uroporphyrin-III C-methyltransferase activity. NCBI's taxonomy places the organism in Eukaryota, Fungi, Basidiomycota, Tremellomycetes, Tremellales, Tremellaceae. The transcript has a single exon. The annotation marks the transcript as partial.